Exaiptasia diaphana is the source of this 1957-nucleotide messenger RNA. Its product is annotated as sodium-coupled monocarboxylate transporter 1. Gene Ontology annotation, molecular function: symporter activity. Gene Ontology annotation, cellular component: membrane. Bases 171 to 1928 code for a protein of 585 amino acids. The transcript is spliced from 15 exons. The record is from RefSeq and is a predicted model, not a curated record. Gene Ontology annotation, biological process: transmembrane transport; sodium ion transport. Lineage: Eukaryota; Metazoa; Cnidaria; Anthozoa; Actiniaria; Aiptasiidae.
AGCAGCAGCACAAAGUGACGUACAUUCCACGACAUUUCCAAAUUGACUGAUAAAAUCYUCGUUAGAAAGCUGAUUUACAGACACAAUAUCCAUCCUCCSGAGUAUAAAAUUGGGAAUGAGAAUCCGCAUAUAAACACUACCGCGGGCUCACAGCUUAUUCCAAAACAAAAAUGGCGGAGGGAACAGGUCACGAAAGCCAUGGUGGCUUCGGAGUGACCGAUAUUGUAGUUUUUUCCCUAACUUUAGCCGCAUCAGCUGGUAUAGGAAUUUACUUUGCUAAAGUAGGAAGUCGUAACCAAUCUAAUAAUGAGUAUUUAAUGGCGGGGAGAAGCAUGUCAGCCAUUCCUGUGGCUAUUUCUGUCUUGGCAUCGUUCGUUUCUUCUGUUGCAGUUCUUGGUACACCAGAUGAGAUUUACACGUAUGGUUUUUCCUACUUUUGGCUAGGGUUAGGAGCGUUUAUUACUAUACCACUUGUGGCGUACGUUUAUUUGCCUGUUUAUUAUAAUCUGAAGUUGACAAGCACAUAUGAGUAUUUAGAGAGAAGGUUUUCAAGAAGUGUUAAAGUGUUGGCCUCUAUAAUUUUUGUCAUUCAAACACUUCUGUAUCUGGCUAUUGCCCUCUAUGGACCAUCACUCACAUUGGAAGCUGUCAUUGGUUUUCCAUUGUGGAUUGGUGUGUUAGUUGUUGGGUUGACUUGCACAUUCUACACUACAUUGGGUGGUAUGAAGGCUGUGAUCUGGACUGAUGUCUUUCAAGGUGUUGUCAUGUUAAUUGGGUUGUUUGUGAUUAUUACUGUUGGCGCUGACCGUGUUGGUGGUUUAAAUAAAGUGUUUGAAACUGCAAAAAAAGGAAAAAGAUUUGAUUUUGAUUAUUCGUUUGAUCCAACUCAUCGUCUUACAAUAUGGGCAGUUGUCAUCGCUGGCGUAUUUCAAAAUCUGCCUGUUUAUGUCACCAACCAAACUGCAGUUCAGAGAUUCCUAACAACAAAGUCUUUCAAAAGUGCAAAGAGAGCUGUGUGGAUGAAUUUGCCCCUGAAUUGGAUUAAUAAUACUGUUACRGCAUUUGUUGGUAUUGUCUUAUAUKCCUACUAUGCAGAWUGUGACCCAUUGAGUGCUAAAGAAAUUAAGAACAGGGAUGAGAUUUUGCCUCACUUUGUGGUUUUUGUGCUUGGAAAAAGCGUACCUGGUCUUCCUGGGGUGUUUGUAGCUUGUCUUUUUUGUGCAACACUUAGCACUGUUGCAUCUGGGCUAAAUUCCCUUGCUGCUGUCACUGUGGAAGAUUUUCUCUCAUAUGUUAUUGUAAUUCCAAGAGAAAGAGAAACCUUGUAUUCUAAAGGACUUGUUUUUGGUUAUGGACUUAUUGCACUUGGUCUUGCAUUCCUUGCUUCAAAGUUUGGAAUGAUUUUACAGAUGAGUGCUUCAAUGUUUGGUAUUAUUGGUGGCCCAAUGCUUGGUAUAUUCACAYUAGGAAUUCUUUUCAAAACUGCGAACACAAAGGGAGUGUUAUCAGGAUCCAUAGCUGCUUUCUUUGUGGUGGCAUGGAUAUCCAUUGGUGCACAAGUGUACCCACCAAACUACCCAAUUCUUCCUGUGUCAGUUGAUGGAUGCAUUGCUGAUAUAACAAAUACWUCAUUCACAAAUUCAACUAUACAUAUACUUCCUGAGCUUAAAAAAUCACCACAUACGUUUUACAACAUAUCAUUCUUUCUGUAUGGUCCAAUUGGAUUCAUAAUAACAAUUGUCAUUGGAUUGCUAGUYAGUUAUAUCUUCAGAAACCAAUACAGUCAGACUGUAGACCCCAGGUUGAUGUUUGACUGUUCAAGAUUUUCUAAAUGUUCCAAAAAGCACCAAAGACGAGAUUCAAACACCAGAGACAGUGAUGAGGAAACAUGUCCUCUGUACACAGAUCACACCACAAAAGUACAAUGAAUCAAAUGAGAUUCAAAAUUGAAUCAAUC